AUGGACAAGAAAUCAUCUCCGAAGUCUAAUGACGAUAUCACAGAGCGAAACGAGCCUUCUACUACUUUUAUUAAGUCGCCUCAUCGGCUCAAAGAACUUCUACAAGAUCUCGACAAGCUCCCAACCAAGUCGCCCUCAAUCUACAUUGAUGGAACGGGUUUGGGCCAAGAUGAAUUAAUCGACCUUCAGCUUUGGAUUCCUUCCACCAACAAACUCUACAACAUCAGUCUCAGACAUCUUGGUGCGACAGCUUUGUCCUCUGUCGAUGACAAUUUGCCAUCUCUCCGCACUAUUCUGGAGUCAGAUGUUGUCCCAAAAGUCGGGUUUGAUAUCCGCGGACUAUCCAGACUAUUGUAUAGUCAAUUCAAUGUAUCCCUUGAAGGGAUUUGUGAUCUGCAACUUAUGGAGCUUGCCAGCAGAGAUGAUGGGGAGUCCAAGAAGUUUCUCGCAAGUUUCACAAAAUGCAUCAACGAGGAUGUUCCAAGCACCAACUCUACCAAGAUUCGAUGGCUUACCCCCGGUGACACAACCAACAUGCACAUGUUCAACUCGGCGGGCCAUGUUUCUCGAAGGACCAUGCGACGAGUCGAGUUGUUCCCUACUCUAUGGGCAAUCUAUAGACGUAAACUCGACGCACCAAGCCAGGCCUUCUGGCUGGCAUCUGUUCGAACCGAGUCUCGCGAACGAGUUAGCGAAAGUAAGGGAACACCAAAAAGACCAUUCGGGCAGCAUUUGGGCCCGGCGGAAUGGUGGAAUGCCAAGCUGAGACAGGCUGCCAUGGACGAAUGGCUUGAAAAUGGUUCCGAUGACGUAUUUCUUGGAGAUAUGGGACUCAAUGAUGAUGCCAAAUGA
This is a messenger RNA of Fusarium sp. VM40, 852 nucleotides long. Lineage: Eukaryota; Fungi; Ascomycota; Sordariomycetes; Hypocreales; Nectriaceae. The record is from the annotation of a GenBank genome assembly.